AUGCAAUUGUGUCUCCUCCUCAUAUGGGCCCAGAGCCUGAGACAGGCUCCCCUUCCCGCCUCAGGAGCUGUGGCAGGGAGUAUAGUAACAGCAGGGAACAUUUCUGCAGAGGAAGGUGGUUCUGUCACUUUACAAUGUCACCUCUCUUCUACCACGGCUGCAGUGACCCAAGUCAACUGGGAAAGGGCAGACCAAACUCUGGCCAUUCAUCACACUGACUGGGGGUGGCACAUCUACCCAGCCUUCAAGGAACGAAUGAUGCCGGGGCCUGGCCUGGGUCUCACACUCCAGUUGCUGACCAUCAAUGACACUGGGGAGUACUUCUGCAUCUAUUAUACCUUCCCGGAUGGGAUUUACCAAGGGAGACUCUUCCUGGAGGUCCUAGAAAACUCAGUGGCUGAGCACAGCACAAGAUUCCAGAUCCCCUGGCUUGGAGCCAUGGCAACAGUGCUGGUGGUCAUGAGCACAGUAGUCAUCUGGGUGGUCAUACUUGCCAGAAAGAAGAGAUCUCUUCAAAUCCAUUCUGCAGAAAGUGGCCUCAGGAGAACACCCUCUGAACAGGAGGAUUGGAGUCCCAGCAUUCCCUCGUUCCCUGGCAGCUGUGUGCGGGCAGAAGCUGCCCCUGCUGAACUCUACAGAGAGCAGACGGAAGAUGACUGUGCUGAGUCGCAUGACUACUUUAAUGUCCUGUGUUACCGAAGCUUGGGGAAUUUCAGCUUCCUGGUAGAGACUGGUUAG
This is a messenger RNA of Orycteropus afer afer, 738 nucleotides long. RefSeq names its product T cell immunoreceptor with Ig and ITIM domains (gene TIGIT). Bases 1 to 738 code for a protein of 245 amino acids. Gene Ontology annotation, molecular function: signaling receptor binding. NCBI's taxonomy places the organism in Eukaryota, Metazoa, Chordata, Mammalia, Tubulidentata, Orycteropodidae. The transcript is spliced from 4 exons. Gene Ontology annotation, cellular component: cell surface. Gene Ontology annotation, biological process: negative regulation of interleukin-12 production; positive regulation of interleukin-10 production; negative regulation of T cell activation. The record is from RefSeq and is a predicted model, not a curated record.